This is a messenger RNA of Syzygium oleosum, 1085 nucleotides long. Its product is annotated as transcription factor bHLH149. The coding region runs from base 192 to 914 and encodes 240 amino acids. The record is from RefSeq and is a predicted model, not a curated record. Gene Ontology annotation, biological process: regulation of DNA-templated transcription. The transcript has a single exon. NCBI's taxonomy places the organism in Eukaryota, Viridiplantae, Streptophyta, Magnoliopsida, Myrtales, Myrtaceae.
UCCCAGGUACUCCUCUCCUCUCCUCUCCUCUCCUCUCCCCUGUUUAUGCUCUGUUUCCCGCCUUCCCCGCGCUUCCCGUUUCUGGGUCUCCCUUCUUUCCUCGCCUCGGAAUACCCUCGGUUCGUUUCGGCUUGGAGAUAAGCCUCCCUCGAUCCGGAGGAGGUCGUCGUCGUCGUCGUCGUCCCCCCGCCAUGGCGUCUUCGAGCCCCGCCUUCAACUCCGACCCCGACCCCGACCCCGCGGCCGAUGCCCACCGCAAGAAGCGGAGGAAAAUCGAAGCCGACGCCGAGGAGUCGGACCGGGAUAGGGGGCCGGCCGCGGGGAGCGAGAUCAGGUGGAGGUCACCCGCGCAGCAGCGGCUCUACUCCGCCAAGCUCGUCGAGGCCCUGUCACGAUCUCGCCGGAGCAGCAGCAGCUCCUCGUCCUCCUCCUCCUCCGCCGGCGGCGCUGAUGCGGAGCCCGCGGCGGCGGCGGCGGCGGCGGCGGCGCCUGCGCCUCCUUCGUCCGGGGCCGGGGAGGUCCGGGGGAUCGUGGACCGGGUCCUCGCGACGGCGGCCAAGGGGCGGACCCGGUGGAGCCGCGCGAUCCUGGCGAGCCGGCUGAGGAUGAGCCGGCUCGGCAAGCGCCACAAGAAGGCGAGGGCCCCGACCGGCCAUGCCUGGCUGAGGAAGCCGCCUCCGCCGCGGCCGGAGGGCGGGAAGCGGAGGCUGCCGGCCGCGGAGAGGCGGGUGAGGGUGCUCGGCCGGCUGGUCCCCGGCUGCCGGGGGAUCUCGGUGUCGAACCUCCUGGAGGAGACGAGCGACUACAUUGCGGCCCUCGAGAUGCAGGUGCGCGCCAUGACCGUCCUCACCCAGCUCCUCUCCGGCUCCCAGCCGCCGAGCGACCGCCUCGGCCUCGGCUCCGGCUCCGGCUGAGCCGGAAGAAGCCGCCGCCGCCGCCGCCGGCGUAAAGCUGGUGUCAUUAGUUGUAAUGUUUUUUCCACUUUUCCUUUUUCAACCUUUGUUUCUUCUUAUGAGAGGAUCAAAAUUUUCAUGUUAUUCUAUUCUAUUAUUAUUAUUAUUAUGUACAUGGCCUUUUCUUCUCUC